CGAGAGAAUUCACUAGCCCAUAUAGAUCUACUGUUUUAAUGGUCAGGAGUUUACAAGAUAAUUACGGUUAAUGAACCUUGCACUUCAAAAUAAUUGACCGGUUCCAGUGUGUGAUAACUAGCAGUGAUUAAUGACGUGUUGUUAUGGCGGUCAACGAGAAAAGAAAUAUAAGUGCUGCAUCGGUAGGGAACCACGGCCAUGCUACUCUUGCUGCUAUGCAGUUUGUAGCUGGAGGAUGUGCCGGAUUUAUCGAGGUAUCUAUCAUGCAUCCUUUAGAUUUGGUAAAGACUAGGUUUCAGAUACAAAGAGGCCCUGAUGAUCCAAACAGAUACACAUCCAUUGUAGAUUGCUUUCGUAAAAUGUAUAGACAAGAAGGCCCAUUAUCAUUCUAUAAGGGAAUCCUGCCUCCCUUGUUAGCAGAGACACCUAAAAGAGCUGUAAAGUUCUUCACAUUUGAACGCUACAAAAAUUUGUUCAGUUACGAUAAUUAUUUGUCCCAGCCAGUGGUACUAUCUCUUGCUGGUUUGUUUGCUGGUUUGACAGAAGCUGUGGUCAUCAACCCAUUUGAAGUGGUCAAAGUGAAACUUCAGGCUGAAAGAAGCAAGUUCACUGAACAACCAAGCACAAUCAAAACAGCCAGAGCAAUAGUAGCCAAAGAUGGAUUUGGAUUAAGAGGAUUAAAUAAAGGACUGACAGCAACUCUGGGGCGCCAUGGAGUGUUCAACAUGUUCUAUUUUGGCUUUUAUCAUAAUGUUAAAGAUAUUAUACCAGCCUACAGUGAUCCUACUACUGAUUUCUUCCGCAGAUUUUUAAUAGGUCUGGUGGCUGGCACCCUCUCAUCCAUCGUCAACAUUCCAUUUGAUGUAGCUAAAAGCAGAAUCCAAGGACCGCAACCUGUACCAGGAGUCAUUAAGUAUAAGAGUUGUUUUCAGACAAUGGCUCUGGUCUAUAAGGAAGAAGGAUAUUUUGCUUUGUACAAAGGCUUGUUGCCAAAAGUACUUAGACUUGGGCCAGGUGGAGCCAUCAUGUUGUUGGUGUAUGAAUAUGUAUUUGAUUAUCUAAAGACAACUUUUUGAUGCAUCCGAUGUCAUUUGGUUAUUGUACUGUUGACUUGUUAUAUCAGCCUACUCCUGCUAUUAGUGUUUGUUUCUUUUACACAUGGCAUUCUACUCUAUAUACUGUAUACAAGUAUUGCCUAAUGUCAUUUUUAUACUAAAAAAAACUGUUAAUGGGCCAUAUUCUAAGGUAUGUUGUUAUUUUUUUCUUAAUUUAUACCUCAUUUCACUAAAAAAAAAUUUGGGAAAAGGGGGGGGGGGGGGAUUUCUGUUUUAAAAUUGUUUAUUCUUAAAAAUAGUAAAAAACUAAAAUUUAUUUCUGCAUUACAUAUAUUGUUCUUACUUUGACACUAGAGGUCAGUAUUUCCUAGUUGUGCAUAUCAAUUCCUAAAUACUAUAAAUAAUUGUCUCACUUAACCUUCAGCAUUGAUGUACUUUGCUGUCCUUUAUUUCUUUUUGGAUUUGAAUUUAGUGGAAAACUAUUUUCAAUGUUUUAUGCCAUAAAUAUUUAUUAAGCAGGUUUACUGUCUAGUAUCUAGGCUUGUGUGUUGUCAUUUGAUCUUUUUAUGUUGGCUGGUGUUAUCAGCUCAUUUGUCAAGUAUCUCUUGUAUUCUAUGGCUAUUGGGCUGUUCCACUUUUCAAUAGCUUGGUUUUUUUUUACCAUUUCUCGAUUAUUUUUUUUUUGGUAAAGAUUUUUUAUUGAUAUUAAUUUCUCAAAUUUAUACAAUCAGUUUUAUUGAUUUUAAACUUAAGAAUUGAAAAGAAUUAAUAACAGAUAUUUGUUAACUACAAACUUAUUUCUAAUCAUUGUUGACUAAUAUGUUUCAAUGACCGUAAUUUAAUGAUGAGAUUAAGCCCUUCAUACUAUUCAAGUGCUUGAAAUUACUAGAUAGCAUUUUAAUUUGUUUCCAUUGUCUUCAGAUUUGAAAUAUUGUUAUAGAUGAAUUGUUGUUCUCUUUAUACAAUUCAAAUUAUUUUAAUGAAAGCUUUUUUUUAACUUCCAGUGACUUAAUAUUUGCUGCAUAGCUUAGAACUUAUUAGAGAUGAUCAGCAGAUUGUACACUUUCUUGCAUUUAUUUUAUUCUGUCUCAACUUGACCUUGAAGUAGGGAUUGAUUGUGGAAUUUAAAAUCUCAGGGUAAUAUCAUCUCAUUGCUAUAGACUCAUGCAAUAUGACUGCCAGUCAUCAGAGAAUGUUUAUAUUAAUUAUUAGUCUAAAACCCUAUGCAAUCUUUGCUAAUAUAUAUGCAACAUUUUCUGAUGUCUAUACAUUACUAUUUUUAUUCAACAUUAAAUUUUUUUUAAAAUUUAAUUUACAGUAAACAGAUUUUUCCAGAUUUUCUACAUUUCUAAAAGCAGAUGUUGUUGUUUUUUAUUACAGUUUGUUUUGUUCAUAAGCUUGUAUUCAUGAUUCAUGUUCUUUAGAUUUUCUACAAUCAUGUUGUCUAACUAUACAUGUUAAUGUUUUUUUGAAGUAACGUCUUUAUUAUAUAAGAUAAGAUAUGAUUGUGAUAUUUCAUGUUACUGAUAUUCAGUGUAAUAAUUAUGUUCAGAGUUCUUGGCAUAAUGUUUUAAAGCAAAUUAUUUUGUUGUGUUAAUAAUAUUUAUCAAGUGUGCUCAAACAAAUGUGUGGGGUUUGUACAAUGGAGGGUUAAGAAGAUGUUGCCAACUCUAUUUUUUUAUCCUUACAAAUGCAAGAUUUUUUAGGUUUACUUUACAUUGUAUUAAUAAAUGAAUACUAUGUGAAAUAAAUGCCUUUUCUUUUUUUU
Biomphalaria glabrata is the source of this 2823-nucleotide messenger RNA. Its product is annotated as mitochondrial 2-oxodicarboxylate carrier-like. NCBI's taxonomy places the organism in Eukaryota, Metazoa, Mollusca, Gastropoda, Planorbidae. Gene Ontology annotation, biological process: transmembrane transport. The coding region runs from base 144 to 1076 and encodes 310 amino acids. The transcript is spliced from 8 exons. The record is from RefSeq and is a predicted model, not a curated record.